Molecule: messenger RNA, 2907 nt
Organism: Oncorhynchus masou masou (cherry salmon)
Lineage: Eukaryota; Metazoa; Chordata; Actinopteri; Salmoniformes; Salmonidae
Exons: 5
Coding region: 598-1590 (330 amino acids)
Source: RefSeq, a predicted model, not a curated record
UAAAAGACAAUGUGUCUAUCAAUGUUAAGGUAGUAUCACAUUCUACCCAUUCUGGGUUAACUUUAUGGUUGUCUAUGUAUACUACUUGCAUUACUUAAUUUUUCAUGCUGCUAUAUAAACAACUUUCAUCGUAAACUUUAGAGCUUUGUAUUGUUUUGCCACAGGAAGUCACACGGAUAUUCUCGUAACGUUGACUGUAGUGACAAAGUGUGUUCACACAUUUGGACCAAAACCCACAAGCUCUCGAAGCCCCUUCAAUUUCUCUGUGCCACAUUUACAAUUUGACCACACAGACUUACUCAUUGAGAGGUGGCAUAUGCGCUUACACUACAGUGCAAAGUACCAACCUCUGAGGGCACCUGUGACUGCAGAACAACUUUUAGCACAGCAGAAGUUUUUAUGUAUGUAAUCUACCAGUCUUUGUGGUUAUUUGUGCAGCUGCCACACCUCACCCCUUAUGUCUGGUUUCAGAAUACGGUAAAUGUUAUGCACCUCCUUCCACCCACAGAUAGAGUCCUUCUUCAUCUCACUCAGGAAGGUACUGUUGCUAUGAUGUGCAGGAAGACAGAGUGAGAAGCCAACCUUUGAGCCCAUGAAAUGGACAUCUGGAACAAAGUGAUCUACUUGCUGUUUCUUAUAGCACUCAUGGCAACAGUGACGUCUGCUCUCAGCGCUGUGAUCACGGAACCACCCCAAAGGACAGUGGAAGCUCCUCUUGGUUCCUCUCUGAUCCUCGUCUGCAGUUUUGAGCCCCAGACUAGUGCCUGGGUGAGCUGGUAUUUCAACAUAAACCAAUCAUACGGUGAUUCUAGUUCCAGUCAACUUUCCUCCCAUAAGAUAUCGGUCAACAAGACUGUGGAGCAGAACGAUGGAAAUCAUGUCCUUCAGGAGUCUGGGAGAGCUUGGUCCAGACUGACUGUGAGAGAUGUCCGGUACAAUGACAGUGGGUGGUACUUCUGCCAGGUUUUGGCAGAUAUCCCUUACUUUAGAAAAAGUAACAGCAAUGAAACUCAAGUUAUUAUUACUGGCAAGACGACAGAAAGUAACCCUCCAUUGAUGACAGUAACUCGGUCUACCCACUCCAAUGAGGGUUUACUUCUAGGCUGGAAGCUGUGGGUAGCAGUGGGAGCAGCAAGUGCCAUACUGGUUUCACUGCUAGUGGUCAUCUGGAUCUUACUGCAACGAAGGAGAAGCAUAAUACAAAGAGAGAAUCCCAUCUAUACCAAUAUGCCUGCAAUAAAACAACCCUCUCCGCGUCCAGGACUACAGAUGGACAAACAGAAGAUUUCUCCCACUUUAAAAUAUAUCAGGACCCCAACUCCAGCCAGAACCCACGACAACAAACACAUCAGGAUUCCAACUCCGGACAGAAUCCAUGACAACAAACACAUCAGGAUCCCAAUUCCACACAGGGCAAAUGACAACAAACACCUCACCGAGAUCUCAACUCCACCCAGGGCCCAUAACAACAAACCCCUCACCGAGACCCUGAAUCCACCUAGAGCCCAUGAUGGCAAACAUCUUCCAACUCCUGCCAGGGCACAUGACCUCAGGACCCCAACUCCAUCCAGGGCCCAUGACAGCAAAUAAAGCUUAAAACCUUGACUUUUUAUGAUUCAUAUUUCCUAUCCUGAAUCUUCCAACAAAUCAAACUAUCUCAGCAAGUAAUUUAAUCCUGUAAGUGUAGUGUAACUCUGUCCUAUCUUACAGAGCUAUCACUUCAGUAUUGUUUUUGGUUGCUGUUAAUUAAUUUUCCAGCAGAUGGCAUGCUAUGGUAGCCUACUAAAUUAGGAUAAAUUAUCGUUGUCUAAAUAUUAUUCUCAGGGUCAUUUAAAAAGUUACCCCAGUUCAGUAAAGCAUCAUUUAGUAAUAAGGAAAAUAAGUGCUAUUUUCUGGAAGGUAAUUUGUAUAGGUAGCCUUUGUAAAAAAGACUUUGAGCAACACAUAUUGGGCUUGAAACACAUAUCUAUAGCUGUUUAUAGCGCUUUCAUAAAAUUCCAUAUUUCAAUCUUUUCUUGUAAUGGUAGCGCAAAAAAUUGUGAACCAAUAAAGUAUGUGACUGGCAAUUGUGCUAUAAAUUUACACAAAAUCGGAUACAACAUCAAGUUCAUUUUAGGCAAUGUCUUUAAAAUGAUAGUCUACCAGACAACCAGUUCAAAUGUUAUAAUCCCAAUUAUAAACUGGGUGGUUCGAGCCCUGAAUGCUAAUUGGCUGAAAGUCGUAGUAUAUCAGACCGUAUACCAUGGGUAUGACAAAAAUUUAUUUUUAUGCUCUCAUUAUGUUGGUAACCAGUUUAUAAUAGCAAUAGGCACCUCAGGGGUUUGUGUUAUUGGCCAAUAUACCAUGACUAAUAGCUGUGUCCAGGCACUCCACGUUGCGUUGUGUAUAAGAACAGCCCUUAGCCGUGGUAUAAUGGCCAAAUAUCACACCCAAUUGCUUAAAUAACAGUGCCAACAUUUUCAGUCAAAUGAACAUUAAAGAUUAGUGGAAUCUGAGUGGGUAGCUGGACAGGUAGGAUGACUGACAGUGAAAGUGAACAGGUGGUCACAGGUCAUGUGACAGGAAAGGAUGAGACUGAGGCAGGAAUUAUAUUUAACCGUAAAAUUGUAUAUUUACUGGGUAGUCUGUGGUGGAUUCAUGGACGCAGAGACCGUCUGGAUUAGAUGGAGCUAAGGAAGAGAAAGCAACGUGAUCGGGCGAUGGCGAUGUCCUCCUUUUAUGAAGUUGAGAUCUGUCGGCCAUUUCCACCUGACCUAAUUAAAGCGCCCCUGGCCCAGCUGAGCAAGUGGCCAUGAAUUAAAGGAUUCUUCCAUCAACUCUAUGGGCUUUCUCUACAGAACAAAUAAAAUGUAUCUGUCAAUCAAUUUUCAACAUUCAAAAAUAGAAAAUCACGUUGAAUUAGAAUAC